Messenger RNA from Pedinophyceae sp. YPF-701, 1647 nucleotides. The record is from the annotation of a GenBank genome assembly. Lineage: Eukaryota; Viridiplantae; Chlorophyta; Pedinophyceae.
AUGUCGGGCCAGGGCGCCAUGGCCACGUCAUCUCCCAGUACAGAAAUGCGCCGACGGCGCGCGCAAACCACGGGCCAGCGCAAGCGGUCCGAGGCCGAGGACGACUGCAUCCGCGACCUGCCGGAGUUCAAGCCCGGCACCACCGCCUUCGACAAGUGCAUGCGCUUCCUCGCCAAGUACAGCGGCUCCACGCCGCCGCCGCCGCGAGAGUCCCUCCUGAGCCUCGCGCUCGCCGACUCGGGCCACGCCCCGCGCGCGGCCCCCGCCGCGCACGAGCCGGCUCUCGCGUGCAUCAGCCCCGUCGCCGCGCUGCGCCACUCGUCGAACGCGUCGAGCGACACGGUCGCCUGCGCGGCGCUCGCGUCCGCCGACAUCGACCGCGACGUCUCCGCCGGCCUCGACGCCGAGCCGACCCUCGAGUGGGACGUUGACGCGCUGCGCGUCGAGGACCUCGUGCGGCUGUCGCGCCCGCGCGCGUCGCUCAGCGGCGCGGCGAAGCCGAUGCAGCGCGCGAGGGAGCUGCCCCCGCGCGAGUCGUUCGGCAGCGCCGCGGUCGCGGACGUCACGCAGGGCCGGGGCCCGGCGCCGCGCGUGCGCGCACAGAGCAUCCCCGCGCCGAUCGUCGCGGGCCGCGCGCCGCGCGUGUGGAGCGACCCGCGCUGCGCGCUCGCGCUGCUCAGGGACAGGCUCGCCCGCACGGUGCGGGUCACGCGUGAGAGCCGCAGCAUCGCCGUGUACGCGGCGUUGUUCGCGUGGGUGGUGUACCUGGCCUUUGGCGCCGCUGCGGCGCCGGUCGCGCUCGUCGCGGCGCUGAUGCACCUCGUGUCGGUGCAGGAGGACCGCAACGUCGUCCUGCGCAUCGUCCCCGAGCGCUGCCUGCCCGCGCUGCGCGACGGCCGCGGGUACGUCGAGACGCACCCGCAGGUGGCGUGCCUGUUCGCGGACCUCGUCGGAUACACGCGCAUGUGCUCCAGCGUGGCCCCCGCGCACGUCCUGUGCCUCCUGGACGAGAUCUACCACCAGUUCGACCAGCUGUGCCACGCGGCGGGCGCGCAGAAGGCCGAGACCAUCGGCGACGGGUACGUCGCCGUCGCGGGCCUCGGCGACAUCGGCGAGGAGGACGCGGCGCGCGCGGUCAAGGCCGCGGUGCGCCUCGGCAUCAACAUGAUCCGCCUGGUCGACAUGUACGAGAACGACGGGGAGCCGCUCAACCUGCGCGUGGGCGUGCACGUGGGGCCUGUCGCCGCAGGCAUCAUGGGCCAGCAGGUGCCGAAGUUCUCGUUCAUCGGGGACACCUUCAACGUGGCGUCGCGCAUGGAGUCGAGCGGCGUCCCGGGCACCGUGCAGCUGUCGGCGGAGGCGCACCGGCUCUACAUGGCGCCCGCGCAGCUCCCCGGGAUCGACAACUCGCGGCUGCUGCCGGCCGAGCGCCGCGUCGACGCGCAGGGGCUGCCGAUCGUCGUGAAGGGCAAGGGGCGCAUGCAGACCUACCUGGUGCGCGUGCCCGACCUGCGCCGCCCGCGGUCGGUGUCCGUGAGCGGAACGGUCUCGCCGGCGCCGCUGCGCAAGCGCCGCAACGUUCAGGAGAUCGUCCAGGACUGGACGCACAGGCUCGGGCAGGACCGCAGCGCGCUGGAGCGCGCCUGA